Tarenaya hassleriana is the source of this 1034-nucleotide messenger RNA. Its product is annotated as protein HEAT-STRESS-ASSOCIATED 32. The transcript is spliced from 5 exons. Lineage: Eukaryota; Viridiplantae; Streptophyta; Magnoliopsida; Brassicales; Cleomaceae. The record is from RefSeq and is a predicted model, not a curated record. The coding region runs from base 1 to 858 and encodes 285 amino acids.
AUGUCGGCGUACGGAUGGAAGAGCUUCGAAGCGAAUGAGGAUCGACCGGAGAAGCCUCGCCGUUACGGCGUAACGGAGAUGCGAGGUCCCCGUUACUCUGUUCUGAGCCAAAACGUACUUCAGGACAUUUUCGAUUCGAUGGGGCAAUUUGUUGAUGGGUUAAAGUUUUCUGGGGGAUCUAACAGUUUGAUGCCGAAAUCGUUCAUCAAACGUGCUAUUGAAAUGGCUCAUGAACACGAUGUGUAUGUAAGCACGGGCGAUUGGGCCGAGCAUAUGCUUCGAAGUGGCCCUUCAGCGUUCAAGGAGUAUGUUGAGGAGUGUAAGCAGUUGGGAUUUGACACGAUUGAGCUGAAUGCUGGUUCGCUUGAAAUCCCAGAGGAAACAUUCCUACGGUAUGUACGUCUGAUAAAGAGUGGCGGUCUCAGAGCAAAACCGAUUUUUGCUGUGAAAUUCAACAAGUCUGAUAUUCCUGGUCGGGCCAGGGCAUUCGGGUCUUAUGUUGUUCCAGCACCUAGAUCAAGCGAGUUUGUUGAGGACAUAGACCUCUUGAUACGAAAGGCUGAAAGAUGUUUAGAAGCCGGGGCAGAUAUGAUCAUGAUCGAUGCUGAUGAUGUCUGCAAAUAUGCUGAUUCGCUCCGAGCUGAUAUAAUCGCGAAAGUCAUAGGAAGUCUUGGGAUAGAGAAGACAAUGUUCGAAGCUUCAGAUGAAAAAAUGGCUGAGUGGUUCAUCAAACGUUACGGACCAAAUGUGAAUCUCUUCGUGGAUCAUUCUCAAAUUAUGGAUCUGGAGUGCCUCCGAGGUCGUCAUCUGGGUAAAGAUCACAAAUCAGUUCUUGGCUCCUCGUAUUUCUUGUUCUGAACUAUCGAUAUCUCGCUACUUGUUUGAAGCUUUUUGCUUCCUCCUGUGUUAUGUGUUUGUGUGCCUUGUGUCAUGUGAUUGUACUUCAGCAAUGCUGUAAAAGAAUGAACGUUUGAACAUGCAAUGUAAAGUACUAAACAAAGUAAUGCCCUGAAGGCCAAAUUUUCACGUUGUUU